CACAUCACACCCACUCUACAGUCUCUUUCAUAGGCUUCCCAUCCCUUUAUUCGUCCACAACAACUUUAAACCGCCUAUAUUCAACUUCAAAAUUUUCAUCUGCCUUUCUCUCUCAUCUACUACUCUUCGCUUCACUGAAAACUCCUGUUCAAAUUUGCGCCGAAUUCUAGGUCAUUUUCUACUUCCGAGUUCUCAAUCAUUGUUCGAUCUACAAAUCAAUCGAAAAUGGAGGUUCUCGAAACGCCUCAAAUUGAUGCUGAAACUGAUGCUUUCUCUCUCAUCGACGUUUCCGCUUCCGAUGAUGAUUUUCUUUUGGCUUCUUCCUCAGAACCCAGCAUAGCGGACAAUGCAGACCAUAUUUUUACUGAAGGAGCACCUACAGACCAACCAUCUGAUUCCUUGGUUUUACAUAAACCUGGGAAAACUGGCAAAUGUAACCUGCGCAAAAGUUUGGCUUGGGAUAGUGCAUUUUUUACCAAUGCUGGAGUUCUUGAUCCCGAGGAGUUGUCUAGCAUAAUGGAGGGGUCUGAGACGGGUGUGAAGCAAAGCCCGUUUCUACCUGGUAUCCAAGAGGAAUUAAGCAAGUCAACUGAUUCAAUCUCCACUUUUCAGAGUGAUAAUGUGACGCUGGAAAGUCUUGAGGCUGAUCUUUUCUGCGAUAUAAGAGCUUCAAUUCAGAGAUGCAGCAAGUCUUCGACUAAAGAAAGUAGUGGUGACGUUAAAAUCCAUGGAGAAGAACCCAAAAAUGAUUGUUCAACAAAGAUACCUGAACCUUCACGCAAAUUGGCAAAGCCCAAAACAGCCUCCAAUAAACUUAAUAUGGCAGCACGUGGGCCUAUGAGAACAUUAAAGCCAGGUUCUGUUUGCAAACAAGAGAUUAAGCCUCCUGUCAACCGUAGCAGAGAGCCUACCUCACUGCUUUCUAGGCCACUUAAGCCAGCUAGUGGACCAAGUUUGCAAGUAGCAGCAACUACCAAGAGAAUGUCAAUUAGUGCCAGCCGCGUCAAAUCAGAUUCUAAGGCUGCAGGAAAUGUGAAAGGCGCAGGGAAGGGAACUUCAUUGCCAGAUGCUUCCCAUCAAGUUGAUUCGCGAAAGCCUUUACCUAAAGCUCCGUCUUCAUCCAAAAUUUCUGCAGCUUCUUCAGUAUUGAACAGAACCAAAACAUACAGUUCACGCUCGUCAUGUGACAGCUCUAGUAGCUCUGCAUCUGAAAAUGUCCGAAAAUUUCAAAUGGGUGUAAUCAGAAAAAAGACGUUGGACAAGAAUGUCAGUCUGCUACCUGGUGUCAAGAAUAGAGCUUCAACUAACACUGUAGAAAAGGUGAAGUCUCAGAAUAAGCAGUCCCAUCUCUCAGACUAUCUGAAGUCCAGAUCGACACCUUCCUGUAGUAUAUCACCUGCAAGCUCUAUUAGUGAAUGGUCCACUGAGUCAUGUUCUUCAACAGCUACAGUUAAUCAAAAACAUUUUGGCUUGAAUCCUUGUCCCCCUACCUCUCAUGAUGUUGGUGCUGAUAGCAAUGUUUCUCAAAAUCUGCUUAAUCUAUCUAGUGAUAGAGCUUUGGGUGAUCAUGACAAUCAAGUGCCAAUAUCUAGCCAAUCUGCGAUACAACCUUCAAUAGGGAGUGCUGUGUCCAAUCCUCAUCCAGGCUCUGCUAAACCAUCAGGUCUUCGAAUGCCAUCACCAAACAUUGGUUUUUUUGAUGGGGCAAAAGCUGGUGGUAAGACUCCUAGUAGCAGUUCACAACCUCGUUCUGCCUUGCCCAGCAGCCUUCCUAGAUCAGCAGCAGGAACACCCAAAACUUCUGGGGCGACAAACAAAACAAGACUUGGCUUUGGCACUAGUGCUUCUAAAAUAACAGAAUCUGCUGCUGCAACUGCCAAGCCUAAAGAACAAAUCAUUGAUGCAAACCUUAAAACAGAUGCAGCAAGGACUCCUUUGACAGUAAAGAAUAGGGUAUCUAAUGUGGUUGAGGUAAGCACCUCGCCACCUGGAUCAGGCAUCGAAUCAUUUUCAAAGGGUGACGCAGUGCCUUCUCUAGAGAUAACUCAAAAGGGAAGUAGCUGACACUUUUGUGAAAUGCAAUAUACCGUUCCAAGGUAAAUUAUGUAUGGGCAAGUGAAUAGUACACUGCCAUGAACAUAUUCAAAGAGAAUUUAUACAUUUGUGGUAUAGAUCGGAUGAUAUAUUACCAUUUUAAGAAGUUUGGAUAAGUAAA
Chenopodium quinoa (quinoa) is the source of this 2215-nucleotide messenger RNA. Its product is annotated as flocculation protein FLO11-like. The coding region runs from base 226 to 2064 and encodes 612 amino acids. NCBI's taxonomy places the organism in Eukaryota, Viridiplantae, Streptophyta, Magnoliopsida, Caryophyllales, Amaranthaceae. The record is from RefSeq and is a predicted model, not a curated record. Gene Ontology annotation, molecular function: microtubule binding. The transcript has 8 exons.